Messenger RNA from Porites lobata, 1963 nucleotides. The record is from the annotation of a GenBank genome assembly. NCBI's taxonomy places the organism in Eukaryota, Metazoa, Cnidaria, Anthozoa, Scleractinia, Poritidae.
UUAAAUCAGAUACACUUUCUCUACUUUCUCGCAGAUAGCUGCACUCACAUUAAGUCCAUUGGCAAGCCUGUGACUCACAACACUAGGCAGUAUCAACAAGGAGCAUGGAUGAAAGAUCCGCUAGGUAUCAUGGGUGCCGAGACCAUAUUCGUUAUGGAGUAUUACUCCGGGAGAAACGAGCUUGAGGAGUUUGCAAACAUGGACAUGUUCAAAGCAGGCAUCGCUCGUAAGAAGUACAAACUGCCUUAUACGUGGGACGGAACAGGAGGAGCGGUGUAUGGACCAAACCUUUACUACAACAGGUAACAGUGUACUCAUCAACUUGUUUUUGUCAAGAUGUAAAUUUGCGCCAGUUGAAUAUGGUCAGCUGGGGAACCAAGGUUUCAAUAUAUAUAUAUAUGACUGGAUUUGUUAAAACGUCGCUAAACUGAAGAAAUUUCAAGUGCAUUUGAACUAUUUGACAUCUAAGUCGAAUGGGAAGCAGUUAAAAGUCACUAGCUGAGGCUAAACAAUGACAGCAUUAUUGCUGGCAAUAGACGGUAAAGUUCUCUCGCAGAAGUAAAAGGAUUUUGCGAUGAAAUAAACAACAUUUGAAACGUCCAGAAAUCUUUUAGUCAGUCAAAACGUGACGCCCAUAGCUCAGUGUCGGCCGAAAACAGAUUAAGAAUCCGCAAUCUUUGAGCACAGAAUAGGCUUUCUGAGACACAUCACCUGAACUAAACACUCACGAAGCGUUUUUAUGCUUGACACAAAGUAUUCUAGUACCACGAGCUCAACCGCACAUACCUGAGAUUUGUCUGUCAACGCUUUCGGUAAAUCACACAAUAAAUGACUUUCGCGGCAAUCACAACACUUCCAAAAACCACUCAUAAUAUUUCCACACUUUACACGGGCGAAACAUCGUCAAAUUACUCCGUAAAACUCUCGCUUUCUCUUCUUUCUUUUGUUCCAAUAAAUUUGCAUAGCCGUUAGCCACGUGAGUAAAAUGCUCUAUACGAGUUCACUUUUGCAUUUAAUACUGAGUAUAUAGAGGUCAUCAUCAUCCAAGUGCGUAACUUAUACAUCUUCUUAAGCUGGCUAGCUUGCCACGCAAUUUCCAAGCACCCUUGCUAGCUAAUACUAACAAAUGCUGAUUUUCUUGUGUUGUCGUGACAGAGCUAAUACGAACAAUAUCGUCGUGUACAAUCUACAAACGGAACGUGAAGUAAAACAGAUAGGUUUGGGCGGAUCAGCAAGGAGGAAUUAUUACCAGUGGGGUGGAUACACCGGAGUUGACCUUGCAGUUGACGAACAAGGAUUAUGGGUUUUAUGGGGCUACAAUGGCAACAGCUACCGAUUGUAUGCACAUAAAAUAGAUGUGUACCGAGGUGUUACAACUUACGGCUGGGGCUUAGGAACAGGUGACUACAGUAUAGCUACACGAUGAAGUGAGAACGUUAUGAAAAAUUCAGUAACGAAAAAUAACUAGGCUAGCGUUGAUGUGUGAUAUUUUUUAAACCUAUUUCUGUAACCUGCUGUUAGUGAGUGAACCAUCAACUCAACAAUUUUUCCGUCCUUCUCGAGAUACGUAUCAAUAGUGCCAGUCCCAUCCAUUUUACACGGAAUAUUAUUCUAUUUCGCAAGUCAGUAUUAUCCUAGUGAAAGUCCCUUGCUACUAUUGGACAUACCGUUUCAUUAUGUUCACUUUUCAUCUCUUUUUCUUAUUUCAGAGAGUAUGAGGUCAAUGGGAAAUGCGUUUAUGGCCUGUGGAGUGGUUUACUGUAUCGACAGCUAUAACUCAAAGUCCACAACCAUCAACUUUGCUUAUGACACCAAGACUGGACGUUCAUGGAACCCCAACAUUCAGUUCACCAAUCAGUACGGCUACAACUCCAUGGUGGACUACAACCCCAGAGAAAGAGUGUUGUACGCCUGGGACAACAGGCGUUUGGUCACUUAUCCCAUCAAAUUUGAGAAACAUUAA